AUGCAUUUCAGACUCGCCAUGCCCUUAGGUUUCGCUAGCUUAGCGCUAGCUGUUUCCAAUCCCUCAAGCCAGAAAGUCACCAGCUCGGCAGCUUUCAGCAGCGGAGCUGGAAACAACAAUAAUGCCAAUAUUUACGACGGCACUGGAAAUGCUGGAACGGACACUUACAGGUGCUAUUAUGGUGGCUGGGAAAACUUCCCUCCCGUUUCCGAAUGGAUAGAGUUCGAUGCAAUGUGGAACUACUCAAAAAAUGCCAUGGCGGAGUCGUGUGCCGACUUAGGGAUUGGAUCGUGCUCAAAUGGCGCUGGCGCUUUUGGAGCUGGUAACAGCGGAGAGCAGACUGGUCUAAUUUGGAAUGCCAUCCAACAAGUUGCCCAAACUUCUUUGGUUGACCAUAGAUUCAUUCUGGCAACAAUUUUGCAAGAGUCCAUUGGCUGUGUCAAUGUUUGCCCGACUACCAACCCAGAUCCUUCUCAGCCAGAUAAUCCCGGCUUGAUGCAGUCUGAUGGUGGAGUAACAUUUGUAGGAAAUUCAGCCAGUAAUUCAGCUCAACAGUCUAGUAUAACUCAAAUGGUUAUCGAUGGAACCCAGGGAACCGCCCUUGGCGAUGGCCUUGUUCAGUGCAUAAAUCAAUAUGGAAAUAUCUACGAAGCUGCUCGCUGCUAUAACUCGGGCUCAGUUGACAGCGGAAAUUUGAACGAUGGCGAGGGUGCUACAAAUUCAUAUGUGAAUGACAUUGCCAAUCGGAUGACUGGCUGGCUCUACUCCGACAGCAAAUUCAACCAAUGUUAA
This is a messenger RNA of Trichoderma asperellum CBS 433.97, 792 nucleotides long. RefSeq lists its product as uncharacterized. The record is from RefSeq and is a predicted model, not a curated record. NCBI's taxonomy places the organism in Eukaryota, Fungi, Ascomycota, Sordariomycetes, Hypocreales, Hypocreaceae.